GCCCUACCAAAACUAUUAUCUUCUUACAACGUUCGCUGACUUGCAACUGCCAAAGGAUCAGCUUAGCUGGGUUUUCUUAUAAAUACCAAGAUAGAACUCUUAUAUUUUUCAAUUUAGGUUUUCUUUUCAUGAAGGAGUUAAGUAAAAAGGACUCAAGUUUCCUACUUUCUGAUAUAAAUGAAAGAAAAGCAAAUCCAAAAAUGUUCUUCACAUCUAAAAAAUUCAAGUACAUUUUUCUAUCAAUAGGAUUGCUUUACUUGUUUAUAUUUUUAAUUCGAUCAAACAAUAUAGAUUCGCCAGCUAUAAUAUCGGUUCCAAAAAAUGAUAUAGACAAAAACUUAUAUCCUGAUUCUGACUCUAUUUUAUCGACUUCUCUUUUGGCCUCAUCCUCUUCUUUAUCCCCAUAUUCUUCUUCAAUUGAUCAGAUAGUCAAUGACGAUUCAAUCAUGAACCCUGAUCCCAAAAAAGUGGACUUGAAAAGAUUCGAGCUCUUAGCAAAUAAGAAUUAUAAUAGCAAGAUUAAUAGUGUUCAGUCACUACGAUCCCAGCUAUCCUCUAAAUUUCCUUAUAAUUAUUCGCUCAAUAAAUACCAAAAAAUGCCCAAAUUUAUUUGGCAAACGUGGAAAACUGAUCCCUCUAAUAGAAGAUUUCCCAAGACCUUUAGGAAGUUUUCAAACUCUUGGAAAAAUAUAAAUGAAGACUUUAUUCAUAAAAUUUUACCAGACAAAAUGGCAAUAGAGCUAAUUAAAAAUCUAUAUUACCAAAUCCCUGAGGUUUUAAUCUCCUAUAAACUACUACCCUCAAAUAUUCUUAAAGCUGAUUUCUUUAGAUACUUGAUUUUAUUUGCAAACGGUGGAACUUACACUGAUAUUGACACUGUGGACUUAAAACCAAUUAAUACCUGGCUCUCCUAUAAUGAAACCAUUUUUGGCGACCUAAAUGAUAUUGGUUUUGUUGUUGGCAUCGAGGCUGAUCCUGACAGACCUGACUGGAAAGAUUGGUAUGCAAGAAGAAUCCAAUUUUGCCAAUGGACUAUUCAGUCAAAGAGAGGUCAUCCUAUAUUAAGAGAACUAGUAUCAAAAAUUUCUCAUAUUACUUUAAACAAAUACAAGAAAAAUGAUUUAAAAUUAAAGAAAACCUCAGAAAAGGGCUCUCAGAUUAUGAACUGGACUGGUCCUGGAAUCUUCACUGAUACCAUUUUCGAAUAUUUGAAUAACGUUAUAAUAAAUAACCCAGAUAUCAAAAUCAUAAAUUAUAACCCUAAAUAUGUCAUAAAACAAAAUGAAUAUGACGAUUCAACUGAUGCUAAUCUCGAUAUUGAUAAAAUGAAAGCAGGUAAUUAUAGAAAGAUCAAUAAAAGUGCAAAGACUCCUCUAACCUGGGAAUUCUUCACUGGCAUGGAAAUUCCUAUCAUAAUUGAUGAUGUCCUCAUUUUACCAAUAUCAAGUUUUAGUCCUGGCGUUGGUCAAAUGGGCUCUCACAAAGAAACUCAUCCUUUGGCAUAUGCUAAACAUAUGUUUGAAGGUUCUUGGAAGGACGAGGACGAUCGUAAAAUAGGAAAAUCUUGAGUUAUUUUAUAAAUAGUAUAUUUAAUGAAUUUUUAUCUUCCAUUUAUAAUCAUCAUCAUAGUCAUCAUCAUAAUCAUAGUCAUAGUCAUAAUCACAAAAAAAAAGUAUCAAAAACUAAAAGUUUUAAUAGGUAUAAGAUGUG
Molecule: messenger RNA, 1710 nt
Organism: Ascoidea rubescens DSM 1968
Lineage: Eukaryota; Fungi; Ascomycota; Saccharomycetes; Ascoideales; Ascoideaceae
Product: glycosyltransferase family 32 protein
Exons: 1
Coding region: 129-1568 (479 amino acids)
Biological process (GO): protein N-linked glycosylation
Cellular component (GO): mannan polymerase complex
Molecular function (GO): alpha-1,6-mannosyltransferase activity
Source: RefSeq, a predicted model, not a curated record